CGGCGAGCAGGACACUGACAAUUGGUAGCAAAACGGUCAUGAGCAUCGAGUCUUUGAGAUGGAGAGAAGCUUUUCGAGUCGGGGAUGAACUUGGCUCGGCAUUCGAUGCCGCGGUUGUCGUGACG
Molecule: messenger RNA, 125 nt
Organism: Acaulospora colombiana
Lineage: Eukaryota; Fungi; Glomeromycota; Glomeromycetes; Diversisporales; Acaulosporaceae
Source: the annotation of a GenBank genome assembly